Molecule: messenger RNA, 1881 nt
Organism: Lolium rigidum
Lineage: Eukaryota; Viridiplantae; Streptophyta; Magnoliopsida; Poales; Poaceae
Exons: 3
Coding region: 1-1527 (508 amino acids)
Molecular function (GO): acetylglucosaminyltransferase activity
Source: RefSeq, a predicted model, not a curated record
AUGCCCAAGCCCCACCAAGCCUCGCCGCCGCCGACGCCGCUCCCGCUCUCGCUCGCCAUCCUCCCGCCGCGGACCUGCCCGCUCGCCGCCGCGCUCCUGGCGCUGCUCUCGCUCCUCCUCGCCACCGCGCUCUGGCUCGCGCUCGUGCUCUCCCCGGCCCAGGCCUCCCUGGCAUCCUCCUCCUCCUCCGCGCUGUCGUACGCCGCGGCGGCAGCGGAUGAGGCGCUCUCCACCGCCGACGCGUCCUCCCCGCUCUCGCUGGGCCACAUCGUGUUCGGGAUCGCGGGCUCGGCGCACCUCUGGCCGCGCCGCCGCGAGUACGUGCGCCUCUGGUGGGACCCAUCCUCCAUGCGCGGCCACGUCUGGCUCGACGCCGCCGGCGCGCCGGGGCCCAGCGCGCCCGGGGAGGGCUCGCUCCCGCCGAUCCGGGUGUCCGAGGACACCGCCCGCUUCCGGUACACCAACCCGACGGGCCACCCCUCGGGGCUCCGGAUCGCGCGCAUCGCUGCCGAGGCCGUGCGGCUGGUGGGUGGCGGCGGGGCCGCGCGGUGGGUGGUGCUCGUGGACGACGACACCGUGCUGUCCCCGGACAACCUGGUGGCCGUGCUCGGGAAAUACGACUGGAGGGAGAUGGUCUACGUCGGGGCCCCGUCCGAGAGCCACUCCGCCAACACCUAUUUCAGCCACGGCAUGGCCUUCGGAGGCGGCGGCGUCGCGCUCAGCUUCCCGCUCGCCGCGGCGCUAGCGCGGACGCUCGACGUCUGCAUCGAGAGGUACCCCAGGCUCUAUGGGAGCGACGACCGACUCCAUGCUUGCAUUACCGAGCUCGGCGUGCCCCUUUCCCGGGAGUAUGGAUUCCAUCAGUGGGAUAUCAGAGGCAAUGCCCAUGGUAUAUUGGCUGCUCAUCCAAUCGCUCCUUUCGUCAGCAUCCACCAUGUGGAGUUUGUGGAUCCUAUAUAUCCGGGUUUAAACUCUCUUGAGAGCUUGGAGCUCUUUACAAAGGCUAUGAAAACAGAACCCAUGAGCUUCUUGCAGCGUUCAGUUUGCUAUGAUGUAAAACAGAAGCUUACAUUUGCCAUCUCUCUGGGUUAUGUUGUUCAAGUGUACCCCAGUGUUCUUCUUCCUCCUGAAUUGGAGCGAUCCGAGCGGACCUACAUUGCUUUUAAUAGGAUGAGCCAGAGAACUGAAUUCGAUUUUGACACUAAGGAAAUUCAGAAAUCUAUGUGCAAGAAGCCAGUCUUAUUUUUCUUGAAGGAUGUUUGGAAGGAUGGGAACAUAACGAGAGGCUCUUAUAUAAGAUCAACCAAUCGGGAUGACCUCAAAAGGAAGGUGUUCUGUUUCAGGUCAUCUCCCUUACCUGACAUAGAUGAGAUUCAAGUUUCUGCGUCCCCUUUAAGCAAAAGAUGGCAUCUGGCACCAAGAAGAUUAUGUAGUGCUAUGAAAGGAUCUAUUAAUGGUACUCUGUUUAUGUUUGUUCGGCAAUGUGGACGUGGAGCGUUUGGAUCAGCUUCUGAUUCUCUUGAUUGAUGAAAACAGAGAUGUAUAUUUUCUGUCCAGAUGAUACCUGGAAGAUGUAGUUAUCAUCCUACAUUCUUUGGAUCAAGUGUCCUCGGGGCUCUUUUUCUGCCUCAAGCACUUGGCAGUAAUCGGCUGCUUGUUAUACUUGGUAGUUAUUGAAGGUAGUUUCUGUAUUUUCUUCGAUACAAUGUGAAAUAGAUUCUUAGUGUUAAUCAUGAUAAAUCUCAUUUUGCUAAAUCAUAAGGCACUUCGGGAAAAAAUUGGAAUGUUUCUUUAGGCUACUAUUACGCCUUGCUCAACCAUGGUUGAUCUAUCAUGUAUGUGGUACAGACUUACUAAUGUUUCUUGACCUUUUUUUGCCUA